Zygotorulaspora mrakii is the source of this 324-nucleotide messenger RNA. It is a transcript of the gene EAF6, whose product is annotated as Eaf6p. The record is from RefSeq and is a predicted model, not a curated record. Gene Ontology annotation, cellular component: NuA4 histone acetyltransferase complex. The transcript has a single exon. Lineage: Eukaryota; Fungi; Ascomycota; Saccharomycetes; Saccharomycetales; Saccharomycetaceae. The coding region runs from base 1 to 324 and encodes 107 amino acids.
AUGGAAGGCAAUCUUAAGGAGUAUGAAAAGCUUAAGUCUGAACUAAUCAAGAAUAUCGAAGCAAAGAAGGGACUGGAAGAGGAGUUUGACCGUUUACAACAAGAUAUUUACGACAAUGAGACGGAGUAUCUCUCGGGAAACCAAGGCACCAGCAAAAAUAACAACAUUGGUAAUAUCAUAAAAGGAUUUGACAGUUUUAACAAGGUGAGCCGUCAUGGGUCGGACCUCUCGAAUCAUGGAUUUACGAAUGACGAUAGACUUUUUUCCCUAUCCAGUGCAGUAUUUGUCAAACAACAGCUUGAUGAUAUGCAAGAGCAAGAGUGA